AUGCUUUCACUAGGUUCAUUCCAGCCAACGAAUGAAAUGAUGCUCAAGUUCUAUAGUUUUUAUAAGCAAGCAACCCAAGGACCCUGUAACAUUCCGCGACCUGGAUUUUGGGAUCCGAUUGGUAGAUAUAAAUGGGAUGCUUGGAGUGCCUUGGGAGACAUGUCCAAGGAAGAAGCCAUGAUAGCCUACGUUGAAGAAAUGAAAAAGAUUCUUGAGACUAUGCCAGUGACGGACAAAGUUGAAGAAUUACUACAAGUAAUAGGCCCAUUCUAUGAAAUAGUAGAAGAUAAAAAGAACAGAGGAUCUGACCUAACCUCAGUUCGAAUGGAGAAAGUCUCUAAGUAUUUGGAAGACCUUAGUAAUGUCAUGAAUUCUACUUCAAAUAUAAAAGCUGUGAAUGGAAAAGCUGAAAGUAGUGAUAGUGGUGCAGAAUCAGAAGAGGAAGGGCUUCAUGAAGAAGAAGAAAAAGAACUGCAGCUGAAUGGAAAGGACUAUAAGAAUGUGAAAUCAGAAUCAGAAGUUGCUAAGGAUUUGGAAAGUAUUGUUACUAAUGGCUGUUACAAGGACAGCUUUAUCCCAGAUAUGCAGAAUGGCAUCCAGACCAAAUCUGCCCUGAAUGGCUUGAACCGGGAGGAAGAAAUAAAGAAAAUGGAGACAAGCCUAGAAAUAGCUAAUAACAGUGCUCACCAAGGUGCAAACGAAGAGAAUACUGAAGAGGUCUCAGCAGCGCAGCACUUAACCAGUGAUUCAGACAGUGAAGUUUAUUGUGACUCUAUGGAGCAGCUUGGACUAGAAGAGCCCUUGGAGAUCAUCACAUCAUCUAAAGGAUCUUUAAAGCAUUCAUCCCCUUUCUUGGAUGUAGAUCACAGUCUUUUGUUAGAAAAUACGGAUUUUCCAAGGCACGUUUGUAUGACUUAUGGGAGUCUCCAACCUGGAAAUACUGUAGACGAAGCAGCUCAAGAACAAGGCGAAGUCAAGUGUGGUGGAGAAGAUGGCAAAGCCAGUAAUGGGGGCCCUCACAAGGAGAAGAAAGGUGGAGAAAAAGCAGAUUUCUACAGUUUCAGAAGAGGGAGAGGGCAUAGACUUCAACCUCUAGGAGACGGCUCACAAGGUGGACAGAUGGGUAGUGGAGGGGAUGGAGAGCGCUGGGGAUCAGACAGAGGACCCAGGGGUAGUCUCAAUGAGCAGAUUGCAGUAGUGCUGAUGCGGUUGCAAGAAGACAUGCAGAAUGUCCUUCAGAGGCUGCAUAUGCUGGAGGCAGUUACAGCAUCACAGGCAAAAUCUGCAACACUGCAGUCAAAUUAUCAGCCCGCUUCCUCUGUCAAGAAACCAUCAUGGUGGCCCUUUGAAAUUUCUCCUGGUAUUUUAGCUUUUGCUAUUGUAUGGCCAUUUAUUGCCCAGUGGUUGGUACACGUGUAUCUUCAAAGAAAGCGAAGGUAAAGAAAACUGAACUGAAAAUUCAUGACUCUGCUUAAAGACUGCUAGGAGAAGAUGGCCCUGGAAAGUGAAGGAAUUCUGAAUUCUCAUAGAAUCUCAGAAUCUGGGAUGAUGUUCCUUCUAUUAUAGUAAUAUUUUGUACUACCUUUGAGCUAAACAUUUAAGGACUAACAUUACUGAAACUUGAAUGACUCACAGCUCCUAGGUUACAAAAAAAAAAAUUAAUAAUUCUAUCCUCAAAACCCUAUGAACAUCAAUUAUUUUGGAAUGUGCUUGUGGAUGGGCCUUUAGUAAUUACUGGUCUUGCUGAUGUCAGAUGAUUAAGAGAAUAUCAUCUUUGUAAAAGAAUAAGUGAAAAUGUGUAAAACUAUCACUUUAAUAUAGAAAUAGUUUUACAGUGACAACAUCUCUGCCUGUUUUUCCACAGGGUUAUAUAUUAUCAGAGGAAAGCACUAAUAAAAUAUGAAUUCAAUACAUUGUAAGCUGUUAGAAAAAUACAGCAUAUCUCUGAAGAGUUCAACUGGUUAUUUUUGCUGCUAAAGGAGUGUGGGACAAAUUUCCAUGUAAAUUGGUCAGAAGUGAAGUUGAAUCCUUCACUUAUCUUUUAAGAUUGUAAAGGACAUUUAGGAAUUGAUGUAUGUCUUGAAAGUUAGAGCCAUUAAUAACAGAGGGACUGUCAAAUACAACUUUGGAAACCAUGUGUGGUACAAGGGAUCCAUCUAAAGAGGCUGCACCUUAUAUUUUUGACUUUGAUAAUUAUAUUCUUGUUGAAAACAGCUUGUUUUAACUGAAAUACAUAGUUUAGGCACAAGGUGCUUUAAAAUAACAUGAAAGCUAGCUCUGUAAGUAUAUCUCUAAGAAUUGAAAAAGCUCUGUGCACUGUAAGCUCUCUGUUGUCAGUUUAUGUCAAAUUAAAAUAAGAUUCAAUCUAGCCCUAAUCUAUUGUGGACUUUUCCUAAGUCACAUUAUGAAAAAUAUCAGUUCUGGUAUCUCUUUCUCUUAUCCUUCUACUUCCUUUUGUUUUAAAAAUUUUCAGCUAAUUUUGGUGCUGUUUCCUCUCUCCCCCCCCAUUAUUUAUUAACCAAUAUACAGAUAGAGUUACAACCUCGUGAAGUUUGCUUGAUUAAAGCAUGCUUUACACUUAAUUUUAAAUUUUAAAAUAAAUUAAGAUAUAAGUUGUCUAAAUCUCUGGAAGAGGGAAAUGCACUUAAUUUUCUGUCAAAUCUAAUUUUAAAGGCAUACAUUUGUUAUAAUUACAUCAUAAUAUAAUCUGUGUUUAAGAUAUGAGUCUUCAGAAAUUUUACCAUAUAGUUGAUGUACUCUCAUUCUAUACCUGGACUAUAUAUUAGAAAUAAUUUGAGGAAAGUUAUUUUUGGUCCUUCCUGAAAAUCUUUUCAAAUUUGGAAAACAUUUUUCAUACAAGCUCUACUCUAUAAAAAUGUAAUCAUAGGAUUUAAUGUUUGCUUUACCGGUGCAAUUUUGUCUUAUUUUUAGUUAAGUGCAGGUUUUUUAAGAGUUACUUUUCCCCUCUUCUGAUUUUCUUAUUGUAAAGCUGAAUUAAAAAUAAAGUGAUCAAAAGAUCUUUGGAGACUGCUGUAACAAUCUGAUGGUUUCAUGUGCCAUAGGUGUGCUUUGGCAUGAGAUGUACUGAAAACCCAGGUUUGAACAAAACUUAUGCUGGAAGGGAAGAUCUGCUGUGACUGGAAUCUUAAAGUUCUUAGAAUGUUUGACUUCUUAUCAUAAAGUGAUAGAAAUAAUUAUACCAGAAGGAUAUUCUAGCUUGAAGGUCACUGAAAAAACCCAAUUCCUGAAGCAGCAUGUCUUCUGACAGGAUGGAAGAUGUCAGUGCCUCCUCCACUGACUCAUGACCCUGUUACAUAGAGGGGGUCUAGCUUUUAGAGAGGGUACAGACAUUCUCCAAGGUACUUAACUGUUAACUUCCCACUGAAAUAAAUGUAGGUGUAUGCCAUCCUUGUUAUUUAUUCAUGUUUCAAUAAAUCAAUCCCUUAAUACU
This is a messenger RNA of Athene cunicularia (burrowing owl), 3451 nucleotides long. It is a transcript of the gene ACBD5, whose product is annotated as acyl-CoA binding domain containing 5. The coding region runs from base 1 to 1440 and encodes 479 amino acids. Gene Ontology annotation, cellular component: peroxisome. NCBI's taxonomy places the organism in Eukaryota, Metazoa, Chordata, Aves, Strigiformes, Strigidae. Gene Ontology annotation, molecular function: fatty-acyl-CoA binding. Gene Ontology annotation, biological process: autophagy of peroxisome; fatty acid metabolic process. The record is from RefSeq and is a predicted model, not a curated record. The transcript is spliced from 12 exons.